Rodentolepis nana is the source of this 1566-nucleotide messenger RNA. The record is from the annotation of a GenBank genome assembly. NCBI's taxonomy places the organism in Eukaryota, Metazoa, Platyhelminthes, Cestoda, Cyclophyllidea, Hymenolepididae.
AUGGCUGGCAAGAAGAACGCUGGUAAGAACCGACGGGCCAAGAAUCAAGAAACGGCCUCUGGUGAUGUCGAGAAAGUCGCUCAACAAGUUGAGGAAAUGAAAGUGGAAGAAGAUGACGUUUCAAAGGAGUUCUACGGAGUAACUCCUUUACAUCAGUCUCAAACAAAGGAAGGUCCAUUAUACACGGACAUCAGCGACCUCUUUGAUAAAAAGUAUGCUGACACUGCAGUUUGUAUCCGUGGUCGUCUUCACCGCAGUCGCGCCAAGGGCAAACUUUGCUUCUUGGUUCUUAGAGACCGUCAGUAUCUCCUUCAAUGUGUUUUGUCUACGGGUGAAAAGGUUUCGAAGGCUAUGGUAAAGUUUGUUGGAAACAUUACUAAGGAGUCAAUUGUUGAUGUUUAUGGUCUUGUUAAAUCCUCUCCGGUUGCUAUUGAAGGAUGCAAUCCAGACAACGUUGAGUUACACAUUACGAAGAUCUUCGUAAUCAGCGCUUCAUCGCCUGUCCUACCUUUCCAAAUUGAAGAUGCUAUGCGUCCAGAUACUGCUGAAACUGACGAGAGCUUCAGUCGUGUUAAUCAGGAUACGCGUCUGGACAAUCGUUUUAUCGAUCUUCGAACGCCUACAAAUCAGGCCAUCUAUCGACUUGAGCAUGGUGUCGUUCGUCUCUUUAUGGACUAUUUGGAUGAACAUGGAUUCACCAUGAUCCAGACGCCCAAAAUUCUUGGUGGCUCAUCUGAAGGUGGUGCUAAUGUUUUCAAGUUUAAUUACUUCAACAAUGAAGCUUGUUUGGCACAAUCACCUCAGCUUUACAAGCAGAUGGCCAUUGCUUCCGAUUUUGGCCGUGUGUAUACAAUUGGUGCUGUUUUCCGCGCUGAAGAUUCAAAUACCCAUCGUCACUUGUGCGAGUUCGUUGGUUUGGACUUGGAAGUUGCUUUCAAAAUACACUACCACGAAGUGGUGGAUCUUAUUGCUGAAAUGUUUGUUAGCAUUUUCAAGGGUCUGCAAACAAAAUAUGCAUCUGAGAUUGGGACCGUUUGUAAGCAAUACAACGCAGAACCAUUCCAAUUUCUCGAACCAACAUUGAGAUUGGAGUUUUCUGAGGGUAUCAAGAUGCUUAAAGAAGCUGGAUGGGAUGUUGGAGAAUACGAUGAUUUGAGCACACCCGCGGAGAAGUUCUUGGGGAAAUUGGUUAAGGAGAAGUAUGGAACUGAUUUCUACAUUUUGGACAAGUUCCCUCUAGCUAUUCGUCCAUUCUACACCAUGCCUGACCCUCACAAUGAGGCGCUUAUAAAGGUUUCGAAUUCGUACGAUUUCUUCAUGCGAGGCGAAGAAAUAAUGUCUGGUGCUCAACGAAUUCACGAUCCUCAAUUUCUAACUGAACGCGCCAAGCAUCACGGACUUGAUGUUAAGACAAUUCAAUCGUAUAUCGAUUCCUUCCGCUAUGGUUGUCCACCUCACGCUGGCGGAGGCAUUGGUCUUGAGCGUGUGACUAUGCUCUUCUUGGGUCUGGACAACAUUCGCAAAGUGUCUAUGUUCCCUCGUGACCCCAAACGUCUUGCUCCCUAA